This is a messenger RNA of Culicoides brevitarsis, 976 nucleotides long. RefSeq names its product protein YIPF1. Bases 100 to 912 code for a protein of 270 amino acids. Gene Ontology annotation, molecular function: small GTPase binding. Gene Ontology annotation, biological process: vesicle-mediated transport. Gene Ontology annotation, cellular component: membrane; Golgi apparatus. NCBI's taxonomy places the organism in Eukaryota, Metazoa, Arthropoda, Insecta, Diptera, Ceratopogonidae. The transcript is spliced from 2 exons. The record is from RefSeq and is a predicted model, not a curated record.
AUGUCAUCUGUUUUGUUGACGUGCUAUUUAUUUUUAAAAACAGAGAUUUUUUUAAAAACAACUUGAAUUUACAGAAAAACUAAUUUAGGUUUAAUAAAAAUGGUGUCUGAUUUCGACGACUCCUUUGAAAAUGAUAUAACAACGAGAGCUAGCAACACUGAAAGUUCCGCGAAACUUGCAAAAGAUGAAUCAGCCUCCGUAUUCAGUUUAAAAUAUUACCAAAGGUUUUUCGAUGUGGAUGCAAAAAUUGUCAUCGAACGAAUAACACACAUGAUGUAUGCUCCAAAGAGUAUCGGAAGUGGUUACCUUGAGACUAAAAUCAAUAAAAACCCAGAUUUUUAUGGGCCCUUUUGGAUAGUGGUUACUCUUAUUUUUGCAAUUGGUGUCUCUGGAAACGUCGCAGAUUUUUUUCAUCAUAUGGACGAGCACAAUGGACGAGCAUGGCAUUACAAUUUCCAUUUGCUUGGUGUAGCCGCAUCCAUAAUAAUUUCAUAUGUGAUUCUUGUGCCGGUUCUUUUGUGGGGCAUCAUUCAAUGGAGCUCCAAGAGACAAGAAGUGGUAAAUGAAACAGAUCUAACAGAUGAUAUGGAAGUUGGUUCGGAAUCUGCUACUUUAAUUGCUCUCAUAUGUGUCUAUGGAUAUUCCCUUGCUAUUUACAUUCCGGUCUCAAUUUUGUGGACUAUUCAAAUCUCGUUGUUCCAAUACGUGAUAAUGAUAACAGCGGCGGUAUCUAGUGGACUUGCAUUGAUUGCCGUUUUGCGACCGAGCCUUACAUCGUCAAUCUACGGCUUUGGGUUGACAAUUGCCGUCGGAAUUUUGCAUUUUUUGCUAGCUGCCGGAUUAAUGAUGUACUUUUUCCACGGAGGAGCAAGUGAUGUGGUCGAACCAACAGUACCACCCAAAAGCGGAUAAAAUUGCUUUUAAAAAUAACUUUAUUGUACUAAUUAAAUACAUUCAUAUCUUAAAUUUCAUUUGU